CCUGGGGCGGGCGUCGCGGCGAAGUCCCGGCGCGGAGGGCUCCAGGAGCGGUGACGGUUGGCGCUGUGCGGUCAGUAGAGACGGAGGGCCCUGGGCGUCCUGACCUGUGCCUGCCUCGGAGCCCAGCAGCGGUCCUUCGCGGGCCCCCAGGCGGCUCCGGUCCUGCACACGAGCCACACUCGACCCCUCGCCCUGUUGGGGAAGCCGGUGCCGUCCGCCUUCCAGCGCGAGUCCUCUUCCAUCUCAGUGAAGAAGAAUGACCGGGCGAGCGAGAGCCAGAGCGCGAGGACGGGCGCGCGGCCAGGAGACGGUGCAGCACGUGGGGGCCGCGGCCAGUCAGCCCCCUGGCUUCGUCCAGCCUCGGCCGCAGCAGCCAGCAGCGGAGGGGGAUCUAGUUGGCCGUGGACGACAGAGAGGAGCAGGCGGAGCGCCGGCCAAGUCACAAGAGCUCCAGAUGUCGGCCGGCUUCCAGGAGUUGUCGCUCGCAGAGAGAGGGGGUCGGCGUAGAGACUUCCACGACCUUGGUGUGAACACACGACAGAACCUCGACCACGUUCGAGAGUCGAAAACAGGCUCUUCCGGCGUCGUCGUGCGGCUGAGCACUAACCACUUCCGCCUGACGUCCCGUCCCCAGUGGGCCUUGUACCAGUACCACAUCGACUACAACCCGCUGAUGGAGGCCAGGAGGCUCCGCUCAGCUCUUCUGUUUCAGCAUGAAGAUUUAAUUGGAAGGUGUCAUGCUUUUGAUGGAGCAAUAUUAUUUUUACCUAAAAGACUACAGCACAAGGUCACUGAAGUGUUCAGUCAGACCCGGAACGGAGAGCACGUGCGGAUCACCAUCACCCUGACCAACGAGCUCCCGCCCACGUCGCCCACGUGCCUGCAGUUCUACAACAUCAUCUUCCGGAGGCUCUUGAAGAUCAUGAAUUUACAACAAAUUGGACGGAAUUACUAUAACCCAAGUGACCCAAUUGAUAUUCCAAAUCACAGGUUGGUGAUCUGGCCUGGCUUCACCACCUCGAUCCUGCAGUACGAAAACAGCAUCAUGCUGUGCACGGACGUCAGCCACAAAGUCCUCCGCAGCGAGACCGUGCUAGAUCUCAUGUUCAACCUGUAUCGUCAGACAGAAGAGCAUAAAUUUCAAGAACAAGUUUCUAAGGAACUAAUAGGUUUAAUUGUUCUUACAAACCAGCCUCGGUGGUCUCACAGGUAUAACAACAAGACAUACAGAGUGGAUGACAUCGACUGGAGCCAGAGCCCGAGGAGCACCUUCCGGAAAGCAGACGGCUCCGAAGUCAGUUUCCUGGAGUACUACCGGAAGCAAUACAACCAAGAAAUCACGGACUUGAAGCAGCCGGUUUUGGUCAGUCAGCCCAAGAGGCGGCGAGGCCCCGGGGGCGCCCUGCCCGGGCCGGCCAUGCUCAUCCCGGAGCUCUGCUACCUCACAGGUCUAACCGAUAAGAUGCGGAACGAUUUUAACGUGAUGAAAGACCUGGCCGUCCACACGAGACUCACUCCGGAGCAAAGGCAGCGCGAAGUGGGGAGGCUCAUCGAUUACAUUCACCAAGAUGAUAAUGUCCAGAGGGAGCUUCGAGACUGGGGUUUGAGCUUUGACUCCAACUUACUCUCCUUCUCAGGAAGAAUUUUGCAAGCAGAAAAGAUUCACCAAGGUGGAAAAACAUUUGACUACAAUCCCCAGUUUGCAGACUGGUCAAAAGAAACAAGAGGUGCUCCAUUGAUUAGCGUUAGGCCGCUGGAUAACUGGCUGCUGAUCUACACUCGGAGAAAUUAUGAAGCCGCCAAUUCAUUGGUACAGAAUCUAUUUAAAGUGACACCAGCGAUGGGCAUACAAAUGAAAAAGGCAAUAAUGAUCGAAGUCGAUGACAGGACGGAAGCCUACCUGAGGGUCUUACAGCAGAAGGUGACGUCCGACACCCAGAUCGUUGUCUGUCUGUUGUCGAGUAAUCGGAAAGAUAAAUAUGAUGCUAUAAAAAAAUACUUGUGCACGGACUGCCCCACCCCAAGCCAGUGUGUGGUGGCGCGCACCCUCAGCAAGCAGCAGACGGUCAUGGCCAUUGCCACCAAGAUCGCCCUGCAGAUGAACUGCAAGAUGGGAGGGGAGCUGUGGAGGGUCGAUAUGCCCCUGAAGCUGGCGAUGAUCGUUGGCAUUGACUGCUACCAUGACACCACAGCCGGGCGGCGGUCCAUCGCAGGAUUUGUCGCGAGCAUCAAUGAGGGGAUGACCCGCUGGUUCUCGCGCUGCGUGUUUCAGGACCGAGGACAGGAGCUGGUGGACGGGCUCAAGGUCUGCCUCCAAGCCGCCCUGAGGGCCUGGAACAGCUGUAACGAGUACAUGCCCAGCCGCAUCGUCGUGUACCGGGACGGGGUCGGGGACGGCCAGCUCAAGACCCUGGUCAGCUACGAGGUGCCGCAGUUCCUGGACUGCCUCAAGUCCGUGGGCAGGAGCUACAACCCAAGGCUGACGGUGAUCGUGGUGAAGAAACGAGUGAACGCCCGCUUCUUCGCGCAGUCUGGAGGAAGGCUUCAGAACCCGCUUCCGGGAACGGUUAUUGACGUGGAGGUCACCAGGCCAGAGUGGUACGACUUCUUCAUCGUGAGCCAGGCGGUGAGGAGCGGCAGCGUGUCCCCGACCCACUACAACGUCAUCUACGACAGCAGCGGCCUGAAGCCCGACCACAUCCAGAGGCUGACGUACAAGCUGUGCCACAUCUACUACAACUGGCCGGGGGUCAUCCGUGUCCCGGCGCCUUGCCAGUACGCCCACAAGCUGGCCUUCCUCGUGGGCCAGAGCAUUCACAGGGAGCCCAACCUGUCCCUGUCCAAUCGCCUGUACUACCUCUGACCUCCGCAAGAGGGCGACACGCAGCCGUUCCUUCUGUGUGAAAUGGAACAUCGGGCUUUUUUAAAGCUUUUUAUUUCUUUUAGCUGUUACCUUUCUAGAUGAAGCUCGGAAGAGGAAUUAGGGGAUCUGGAGUCGUCUUUCUAGCAUUGCUAGAAAACUGCAAUUUUAUAUUUUAUCUUGUUUGCUUCUCAGAUACGUUAUGAGGAUUUUUUGUUUUGGGGGGAAAAAGUGGAUGAGAUACUUUGUAUCAUAAACAGACUUUCUUAAGCAACUUGAAAAGUGGGGAUUUGCUCGAAAGUACUUCCAGGACUGAGCAAGUCCUUUGUAAGCCUCAAUUAUCUUCUUUUUGAAAUCACUGAAAGGAGAGGAAGGUAGAGUGGGGUGCUCACCAGAACUGCAAGGUGGGGUUUUAUUUGGGAUCUGAUCUAUUUUAAAGAUUAGAGCGGUCGCUGAGUAGCCAGUAUGAGCUAUGGGGACGGAAGGAGGCUGUGGAGAGGCAGGGCUCGUUUUUUAUUUCAUUUUGGGGCUGGUGGAAUGGGGGUCAGAAGGAGAUAGUUGGAAAAUUUUUAAAUUUCUGUCCAAAGAAACAUUUUAAGACUCUUUAAGAAAAGAGUCAGUAAUCUAUAUUAACAUUACUAUUUUGUUCUGCACCUGCGGCAUUAUUCUACUUGUUGUAGGAUAAAGUUGGACUGUGACCUUAUUCAGGACCAGCACACGGGUUUUUGUUCCAUUUACUGUGUUUUCCUAAGGGCGGGGGAGCCCGCUGUCCGAGGCUGCCGGCCUUUCACAGACGCUGCGCUUGGGGUUCGAGAGCGCGAGCCGGGGUGCGGCCAGGCCG
Suricata suricatta (meerkat) is the source of this 3701-nucleotide messenger RNA. It is a transcript of the gene PIWIL1, whose product is annotated as piwi like RNA-mediated gene silencing 1. The record is from RefSeq and is a predicted model, not a curated record. NCBI's taxonomy places the organism in Eukaryota, Metazoa, Chordata, Mammalia, Carnivora, Herpestidae. Gene Ontology annotation, cellular component: P granule. Gene Ontology annotation, molecular function: piRNA binding; protein binding. The transcript is spliced from 22 exons. Gene Ontology annotation, biological process: regulatory ncRNA-mediated gene silencing. Bases 257 to 2863 code for a protein of 868 amino acids.